Zygosaccharomyces rouxii is the source of this 1314-nucleotide messenger RNA. It is a transcript of the gene NOP53, whose product is annotated as Nop53p. Gene Ontology annotation, biological process: ribosomal large subunit assembly; rRNA processing. NCBI's taxonomy places the organism in Eukaryota, Fungi, Ascomycota, Saccharomycetes, Saccharomycetales, Saccharomycetaceae. Bases 1 to 1314 code for a protein of 437 amino acids. Gene Ontology annotation, molecular function: 5S rRNA binding. The transcript has a single exon. Gene Ontology annotation, cellular component: nucleolus. The record is from RefSeq and is a predicted model, not a curated record.
AUGUCUGCUAUUCAUAGACCUGCUCAGUAUAAACAGUCUUCUCGUAAAGGUAAGAAGGCCUGGAGAAAGAACAUUGAUGUUAGUGAUGUCGAAAAGGGUUUACAGGAUAAAAACGAAUUAGAGAUUACACACGGUACUCCAGACCUUUCCCAGUUGCAAGAUGAUAAACUUUUCCAAGUUGAUGAUCAAGGUGAUUUAGACUUGAAAAGUAAAUUGAUCAAGAGGAAACAGAUAAAGAAGAAUAUAAGGAGUAGAGAAAUUUUAGAUGCAGUAAAGACAAAUUCUAAAGUCGAUAUUGUCAAACAUCCAAAGACCUCGGAGCAACCAAAGGAUAAAAUUCAAAACGUUUCCAAGAAAGAAUUACAGAGAUUGUUAAAUUUGGCAGGUAAAACUGUCGGUGAAUCAAAAUGGAAAAAUAGAGUUGCCAAGGAAGGUUUAAUAAAAUCAGGAUCCUUUGACCUUUGGAAUCAAGAUUCCGGUAAAAAAAUGACUACCCGUGCCGGUAUACAAGUGGAAGUGGAUCCAAGCAAGGAAAUUCCCAAAGAACUAGUCGAAUUAUCCACAACAAGUUGGAGUUUACCAUCUACCAGACCUAGUACAUUAGAAAGAGCUCCUGAAAAAGUUCAAGAAUAUGAAGAAUUACCACACGCUGGUAAGUCUUACAACCCGAAUGAAAAGGAUUGGAAUCAAUUAAUUAUGGCAGAAUACACUUCUGAAAAGGCUAGAGAGGACAAUAGAAUUGCUCAAAGGGAAUAUAGUGCUAAAAUUGCACAUUUAAUUGAAGUGCUAGGAGAUAGUGAGGAGGAAGAUUCGGAUUCAUCUGAAGAAGAAGAGGAAAACGAACAAGAAGAAGAAGGUAGUAGUAACGAGGAUACCAGAUUAUCAAUGAACGAAGUGGUUAAAAACAAGAAAAAGACUAAAUACCAGAGAAAUAAAGCUAAGAAACAUGAGGAAAGAGUGAAAAUGCAAGAGGAGCUAAAACGACUCAAGUCUCAUCUUCGUGAACUGGAAAAAUUACAAGAUCUUGAAAAGGAAGUUGAAAAGAAGAAGCCUGCUAAAGUACAAAAGACAAAGAAAAAUAAGAAACACAAGUUGGGAACCAAAUAUUCCGCUAGAGAAGCUAACUUAGAAGUUAAAUUUUCAGAUGAGUUAUCAGAUUCCCUCAGAAAAUUGAGACCAGAGGGGAAUCUUCUAUAUGAUCAAAUGAGAAAAUUACAAAGUUCAGGUAAAGUGGAAACUCGUAUUCCUGUAAGUAGAUCAAAGGGAAAUAAACCUAAGGUUACAGAGAAAUGGACUUACAAAGAUUUUAAAUAA